GUGGAUCUCAGCAGAAAAAGGAAGAAAACAUGGAAGAAAUCCAAGUUGCAACUAGCAACUUAUCAGAAGAUCCAUAUAAACAACAGCAACAAGAAAUGCUGUUCAAAGAAAUGGAUGAUGAAGAAUCCUGGCUAACAGCAGGCCACAGAAACAUCAUGGCGUGCCCUAGAAGCAAACCAAGACCAAAAAUGUCAGUUAAUCCAGAAACCAAAAUGGAAGAGAAUAUUUUAAAGUGGAUAUUGACAUCAAUGUUACCCCAGGAUCCAACAACUAUACAAAGAUCCUUUACCUAA
Acaulospora colombiana is the source of this 293-nucleotide messenger RNA. The record is from the annotation of a GenBank genome assembly. NCBI's taxonomy places the organism in Eukaryota, Fungi, Glomeromycota, Glomeromycetes, Diversisporales, Acaulosporaceae.